Prionailurus viverrinus (fishing cat) is the source of this 1157-nucleotide messenger RNA. It is a transcript of the gene CIMIP2B, whose product is annotated as family with sequence similarity 166 member B. Bases 54 to 884 code for a protein of 276 amino acids. Lineage: Eukaryota; Metazoa; Chordata; Mammalia; Carnivora; Felidae. The transcript is spliced from 6 exons. The record is from RefSeq and is a predicted model, not a curated record.
CAGAGCCCAGAGUUUGGGCUCCAAGGGAAACAAAAGGAACUGCCUGGAUCCCCAUGGCUAUGGCCAGCACCUUCAUACCAGGGCUGAACCCCCAGAACCCUCAUUAUAUCCCAGGGUACACUGGACACUGCCCACUACUUCGGUUCAGCAUGGGCCAGACCUAUGGGCAGAUGACUGGUCAGCUACUUCGAGGAGUUCCUGGCCUGGCCUGGCCCCCUGCCCAUCGCACACUUCUGCCUCCCAUCCGGCCUCCACCAUCUCCUGAGGUUCCCAGAGGAAGACCACUUGUCAGGCGUGGACAUGAAAGGCUCAGUUCCAGCAUGAUCCCAGGGUACACAGGUUUUGUACCCCAGGCACAGUUCCUCUUUGCUAAGAACUGUAGCCAGGUCUGGGCUGAGGCUCUGAAUGAUUUCACUCAGUGGUCUGGGGAACAAAGGAGUCAAGAACUGCCGAAGGAAGCCAAGGAAGAAAAAGACAUGGGGAAAGACCAAGAACCAAAGCCAGAGUCAGAGCUGGAGGCAGAGAAGGAGCUGGAGCCGGGGCAAGAGGCAGAACAAGCUUCCCCCUAUUCCAUGGAUGACAAAGAUCCUCGCAAGUUCUUCGUGCCAGGACCUACCCUCAGAACCUGGGCCUGUUACCUAACUAUGGGGGCUAUGUGCCAGGGUAUAAGUUCCAGUUCGGUCGCACGUAUGGGCAUCUCACCCAUGAUGCACUGGGCCUCAGCACCCUCCAGAAGCAGCUCCUGGUAUAGGUACCUGGACUUCAGGUUCUGUCUUCCCUUUCUUCCUAUCCCAGGCAUCCUUUUGCAAGGAAGAGAGGUGGGCCGCAGGGUGGGGGGAGGCACAAAGAAAAAUGGUUUGGAGGCCGAGCACCUUUUUUAUUAAUAGGUGUAAUAAAUAAAUAAAUAAAUACAUAAACAGAAGUCUGGGCUCCUCCUCCCUCUUCUGACCACCAGGCACUGGCCACAGCCUAUUUACAUUUGGGGGCUUAGGGAGCUGGCCCCAAUACUGUCACCCAUCCUCCUCACCACCUGGCCUAGGGAACCCUGCAAAUGGGCCUCUGGUCACCUCCCUCCAUAGGGACAUGCUUAUCUGUACCUAUGGAAGGGCCAGCCCAGAUGGCCGGGGAAAUCCUGGCAGCCCAGUGCUGCAUCCCUU